Molecule: messenger RNA, 2590 nt
Organism: Clupea harengus (Atlantic herring)
Lineage: Eukaryota; Metazoa; Chordata; Actinopteri; Clupeiformes; Clupeidae
Source: RefSeq, a predicted model, not a curated record
UGCUCCAAGACUGAAGUGUGUGUGUUAUAUGUGUAUUGUUAUUAGAUUAUUCGUGCACUGUUUUAUUUUACUGUGAUUUCGUGUUGUUAUAAAGAGAUGGAGACAGAAACGGUAUGUCUGUCUGCGAUCCUGAAUGUUGAAUAUGCUUAUUACCAAUGAAUUGUCAUUACAUUACUACAAAAUAAUAAACAUUCUCGAUUUAUUCUUUUUGUUAUAAGCUACACGAUGCCUGAACUAUGUGAAAUCGAUGUCAUAUGUUUUCGAUUGAUCUUCCUGCCUAAAGCAAUCGAUAACAAAGAUCGAAAAUGUCUUCAGACUGCAAAGUGUUUGCUGAUCGUUUCUCAUGUAGUUGUAGCCAUUAACUUACUAUGUGGACAUCCAUUGACAUAAUACGUGUUGUUAUAUCCGCGCUGGACAGUUGUGGGAGACUAUGGGUGGACACUAAGCAACACGUGCUCUUUGAGCGUUAAUCCUGUAAGUUAAACACAUCAAGUGGUUUUUGUUUAUGUAAGGAAGAUGUUGCCCGAGUUGACUUUUCCCUCCCGUCGUUCACCUGUGGUUUGUUUACAUGGCUGCGUUGCUUCCAGUCAGUCGCUGGCUUCUGUCAUCGGGAUGGGCAUUCUCAAAAAAGGUGGCAACGCUGCAGACGCUGCUGUUGCUGUAGCUGCGGCCUUGAAUGUGACAGAGCCUUGUAGCACAGGCAUAGGAGGGGACAGCUUUUGCCUGUACUUUGAUGCACGCACCGGGCAUGUGCGUGGACUCAAUGGAAGUGGCCGCUCACCCAAGGCCCAGACCCUGGAACUGAUGCAGAGCCGGGGCUACACAAAGGGCAGCCCCACUCCGCCCUUCCACGCCCUCAACAUCACAGUGCCCGGAGCAGCUGCAUGCUGGUGUGACACCAUCCAGCUGUUUGGGAGCAAGAAGCUCUCCCUGGCUGAUAUUCUGGAGCCAGCAUGUGACUUGGCCAGUGGGGGAUUCCCAGUCGCCGAGGUCACCGCGUACGCGUGGGCCAAGUGGACAAAGGCGAUGAGGGAAGUGGGCAGGGAGCUGGGUGGGGACUUCCUCCCCAACAACCAGCCACCCAAACAUGGUCAGGUGGUCACCAACCCAGGUCUGGCUCAGACAUUCCAGGAGAUUUCCCACCAAGGGAAAGAUGGUUUCUAUGCCGGCAGGAUAGCAGAGGCCAUAGUGGAGGUGAUACGAGAGAAUGGUGGCGUGAUGAGCCUGGAGGACCUCAGGAGCCACACCAGCACAGAGAUCACGCCCAUCUUCACUGACUACAAGACAGUGAGACUAUGGGAGGUUCCACCAAAUGGCCAAGGGAUGGCAGCUCUUAUUGCCCUUAAUAUUUUGGAAAAUUUCCCAAUAAAAGGAAUGAAUCACAACAGUGCAGACUACCUGCACCUUCUGGUGGAGGCAUUUAAGCUCAGCUUGGCAGACACCACCCACUUCAACGCAGACCCUGCCCAUGUGAAUGUCCCCCUGGAGGGACUUCUGGCCAAAGACUACAGUCAGCAACGCGCCCAGCUCAUUCAGAUGGACAGGGCAAGGGCUAGCAAAGAGCCGGGGAUACCCAGAGGAAGUGAGACGGUGUAUUUCUCCGUGGUGGACGGGGAAGGCAACGCCUGCUCUUUCGUCAACAGCAACUACAUGGGCUUCGGGACAGGGCUAGUGCCCAAAUGCUGUGGGUUUUCUCUCCACAACAGAGGUGCUCACUUCUCCAUGGAUGCUAACCAUGCUAACUGCAUAGGCCCAGAGAAGAGGCCCUACCAGACCAUCAUCCCAGCCCUGCUGACGGAGGCCAGCUCCAACCGACUGCUUUGCUCGUUCGGGGUGAUGGGGGCCUUCAUGCAGCCCCAGGGGCAUGUUCAGGUGUUACUCAACAUGCUGGAGUUUGGGAUGAACCCCCAGCAGGCUCUGGACGCCCCACGUGUGUUUGUGCAGUAUGAUGCAGCCUCUCAGCAGUGGCAGCUCAGCUUGGAGACUGGAGUAGAGGAGAGAGUUGCGGAGGAGCUGAGGAGGCGGGGCCACGCAGUACACUGGCCAGUGGCAGGCCACGACCGGGCGCAGUUCGGCAGGGGUCAGGUCAUCAGCAUCGGAGCCUGGUGGGACCCUGCCUCGCCGCCCUCUGACCCCACUCACAGGGUGCUCUGGGCAGGCUCAGACCCCAGGGCCGAUGGGUGUGCUGUGGGCUACUAGAUCUGCGUUCACAUGGAGAGGCUUAGCCCCUAGAGGGUUUAUAUGCUCCGAGGUGGAGAGAGUUGGGCACGUGCGCCGAAGCUAUGCACUACAAUGCUGUGCGUGUAUUCUCUGCACCAAACAAUGUGCAGUUUUAACCUUUUUCAUGAAGAAAGAAUCAUGCUGCAAUAUUAUGCAUUCAAUUACUGGCAAUUAUAAAAAUUUAAAUUAUGAAUAAAAUGUGUAAAUAAACUUAUACAAAAAAUAAGUUUUAAGGAGAAAAAGGCUUAAGAAUUUCUUGAUAUUCUGUGUGAAUAGUUUUAUGUUAAACUUUUCAGAGCUACUUUUGAAUGAAAUCAUUCAUUUUGUCAAGUUACUUUUACAGUGAUAAAUACAUCCAGAUUUCUUACCA